Messenger RNA from Triplophysa rosa, 2784 nucleotides. Its product is annotated as interaptin. The transcript is spliced from 21 exons. The record is from RefSeq and is a predicted model, not a curated record. Bases 1 to 2784 code for a protein of 927 amino acids. NCBI's taxonomy places the organism in Eukaryota, Metazoa, Chordata, Actinopteri, Cypriniformes, Nemacheilidae.
AUGGCCAUGUGGAGAGGAGACAGAAACAGCCUCUCACCUUUGGGACACAGGAGUGACCAGGGAUGGGAUGCUGGCCUGGGCCGUAGAUCCUUCCGAAACACUCCUAGACCCUCAAGCCCCCUCACAUUCUUGGAUCAUGACUUUUGGGACAACAGGUCUCUUUUUAAAGAUCAGAAAUCUUUGACAUGGAGUUCUAUAGGGUUAUCUGGAUCAAACCGCCGCUCAAAAAUGAGCACCAGCUCUCUCGACAGUCAUUACAGACAGAAACAAGGUGGCGGUUUGGACAUCGAGAGAUGGUCUUCCGCAUCUCGUCGAGAUGGUGCUCCACGACCACAGUGUUCAACAGAGGAGUUUGAGCUCAAAGCUGCACUGGAGGAAAGCAGCGUGAGAAGAGCAGAGCUCGUCCGGAGUCUCCGAGAGGCCAAAAGUCAUCUGGACGCUCAGACAGACCUUCUUAAAACCAGAGACACACAGCUUCAACAAAACCACAGCAUCUCACAGUUGAUGGAAUUAAAGCACAAGCAGCUGUCUGAAGCAGUGAGUGUUCUUGAACAAGACAAGGAAGCAGCAGAGCAGAGCCACUUUAAGGAGAGCCGCCGUCGAGCAGAAUUACAGGACAAGGUUCUGCAGCUAGAGCUGGACAUUUUGAAGAUGAGGUCCAACCUUGAAAGAAGGAAUCCACCCGCAUCACCAAACCCAAUAAACCCACUCAUCAACACUUUACCUGUUACAAAAGAUGAAAUCCUCAGAGAGGGACAAAAGCAGACUGAGAAGGAGACGACGAAGCUCAGAGAAGCUCUCAGAAGGGCUGAGGAGAGAGUGGAUGACCUUGAUUAUGAGAAAAAUGAUGCGCUGAGACAGCUCCAGUCUUAUAAAGAGAACCAACAAGAGGCCAUGAACCAAACAGAGGAGCUGAACCGAAGACUGAACCGCUUUGUACAGACCCAGACUGAGCUAGAAGAUCAGCUGAAAGAGUCCAAGAGUCGCCUGGAACAAAUGGAGCUGGAAAGAGACCUGCUGUCCACUAAGACACAGAGACUGGAAGACAGUCAGAAUGAUCUAAAGACCAAACUAUCCGGAGCUUUAAUGGAUAAGGACCGGCUUAUCCAGGAGAAAACUGAGCUGCAUCAGAGGGUUCAGGCUUUGGAGCUGCAGUUACAGAGGGAACAAAGAGGAAAGCAAAGCUUCAAUGAGCAGGUGUGUGAGCUCCAUACUGAACUGUCGCAAGCUAAGAACCAGGCCAGCAAACAGAAAAAAGACACGAUACACACGAAGGAGGAGCUGCUUUCUGUGAGAGAGCUGAACGAAAAGCUUUCGUAUGAUCUGACCAGAGCUACAGAGAGGCUACAAGUGACCUUAAAGCAGCUACAUGAACUGGAAGCGAACAAACUGAUCCAAACCAAUCAGAUUGCAGCACUGGAGACUGAGCGCUUAAAGCUGAUUGGAGAAAACGAGGAACUGAGGAAAAAUGUCAAUAAUGGAUUUCAAGAUGAGAUUAGAGAGCUGAAGGACAAAUGCUGCCAACAAAGGGAAUUGCUGGACAAUCUAAAGCUGGAGAAUCAGAAUCUUCAGGUAAAAUGUCAAGACCUGGAGAAAAAAGUGCAAACCGUGGAGGCGGAGUACAACCUUAAGGAGGAGGGGCUACAGUAUGCAGGGGCGGGGUUUGAGCAGGAGAAGGAGGAGUUAAGGAAAGUUGCCGCUCACUGGAAUGAGAGGUGGCUGGAUGUGUCCAUGACGUUAUGCACGACGCAGGCCCAACUUGAAGGGGUCAAGAAACAACAGCAAGAGAACGAUGAAGUGUCGUCUGAAGACGUUGAUGGAGAGUUGGCGCAGAUGAAGGAGGAGUUGAGGAAGGUGUCGGACAUGUUGAAGAUCAGAGACACCGAGCUGGUGGAGCGGCAGCGGGACCUGCAGUCUGCUUGCAGUCAGGUCUCACAGCAGAGCAGCGAGGUUAAGAGACUGAAGCAGCUACUGGCAGAGAGAGAUGAGAAACUAAGAGAAAAAGACCAAGAUCUGAACAAUCUGGAGAUACAGAGAGAGAAAGCAGAAGAUCAGAUCAAGCUAUCGGCUCUUGAACAGGAGCUUCGUAGAGAUAAAGAUCUGCCCUCAGAAGAGGAAGUGGUCAGCAAUGACAACACUCACGAGGACGUUGAAUCCCUGAGAGCUCUGUUAGAAGAAUAUAGCUGGACAGCAGAAGAGCUGAAGCAGGAGAGAGAUCAUGCUAUACAACAACUGCAUGACCUUGAAUCGUCCCAGCAGUUUAAAGCAGAAAAAGAGCCUUCACCAGAAGCCAAAAAACCUUCAGGUUUAGAUCCUAAUGAACAGAGGAGGCUGGUUACAGAACAGCUGAAAAGUCUGUUCAGAGAGAGAGAGCAGCGUGGAGAGAGGGCCACAGCAGCUGCGCUUAAACGUGUAGAGGAGCAAGAUCUCAAGCAGGGGGCAGCAAAGGAAUCUUCAUCCAAAAAAAGUCUUCUUCCCAGGGGACCAAAGGUUUCUGAAAGAACAGAGCACACACAGAAGCCCAGCAGUAAGAAUGCACAGGCAAACACAGUAAUAUCUCCUCACCACAUUCAGAUGGUGAAAGCGAGAUCUCAGCCUAGUGAUGACAUGACAUUGAUCGCACGCUUACAAAACUUGAAGAAAGGAAAGGUCCGUCAGAAAAACUCUCCCUUGGGCUGCAGGGAUGGAACAUUCUAUGCCAGACAGGUCGAGGUUUGUGACUCAUCACAUGUGGAAGAGUCCAGUCGAGGAGGGGUGAGGGAAAACACGCCUCUGAAGGAGUAA